Aethalodelphis obliquidens (Pacific white-sided dolphin) is the source of this 3687-nucleotide messenger RNA. RefSeq names its product polyamine oxidase (gene PAOX). Gene Ontology annotation, molecular function: polyamine oxidase activity. Lineage: Eukaryota; Metazoa; Chordata; Mammalia; Artiodactyla; Delphinidae. Gene Ontology annotation, biological process: spermidine catabolic process. The record is from RefSeq and is a predicted model, not a curated record. Bases 1902 to 3500 code for a protein of 532 amino acids. The transcript is spliced from 8 exons.
AUGUGGAAUCUUCCCGGACCGGGGCACGAACCCACGAACCCGUGUCCCCAGCAUCGGCAGGCGGACUCUCAACCACUGCGCCACCAGGGAAGCCCCCAGGCUUAAGGGUGCUUUUAAGGAGCAUUUUGCAGGGAGGCGGGGGCGAGUGACAGGGGAUCAUUAUUUGAUCGACAGUCCCAAGCUCUGUAACAAGUUUACUGCUGCGCAUUCUCUCAUCCUUCAAUCGCUAAGAAACGCCCACGGGGGCGGGGGGCAAAACCAUACAUGGAUUUUAUUAUAAUGAUGGUAUAAUGAGUUUGGGUUCACUAUAGGUUAUACACCUGUCUGGUCUGGGCAUGCGCAGCCCAGGGAAGUUCCCUUGUGUUACUGUGCCCCUCUUUAACAGGAUAAGCUGCCCACAAUAUGACCAUAGUUUCAACUGUUCUGGGUGGGGUCAGGGGAGAGUCCCCAGAUGGUUGGGUGUGACUCGAUUGCUUCUUCUCGUCUUUCUCGCCACUGUCACCUCCUUGCUGCUAAUGUCUGACUAACUACCUAACAAAAGGAGAGCAGAAAUGUAAAGGUGGGAAACAGGAGAGAACAUACGUGAGCAUUCAAGGGCCAGACUCAAAGUCUGACAGCCUGAAUUAAGGACUUUAGGAAGAGGUAAGAGUAAACCCUCAAGAGUUUGCUUAGGGAUGAGUCAUCAGUAGAAACAACUGAUUAGUGAAAUAAUCAAUGACAUCAUUUGCCAGGAUUGAAGGAUGGGAGUUUCCAGACUGAGGGCCCUUUGAGUGCCCAACACAGUAACAACCGAGGGACAUGGAAGCACCACGUUGUGAAACUUCAGGAGAAUAUCUUAAAAACUUCCAGGGAGGAAAAUGUCCCCACUGCUUGUAAAGGAUUAGAAAUUAGAAUAGCUGUGGAUUUCUUCACAACACUCCUAGGAGGGAAGAGAAAGGGAGCAAUGCCUUCAGAGUUUGAAGGAAGGAGAUUCUGACCUAGAAUUCUAUGUCCAGGCAAACUACAAAUCAACUAUGAGGGCAAAAUGAAGACAUUUUCAGCUUUGCAAUAUCUUUAAAAAAAUGAUCUCCCAGACACCUCUUUUCAGCUUCACCAAAACAGGAAAGUGAAUCCAAGAACAAGAAUAUAUGGCUGAGGAGGGCAACACAGGGAGCGAGAAGGGCUCCUCCUGGAGAAGGAGGAACACCCCAGACAGAAAGACUACCUACCCAGCCUGGGAGCUAGCUCCUCUCCCUGACUACUCUCACCCCACAGGGAACAGGUGGCCACGGAAAGUCCACGGAGGCACGGGUGCGCCGUGGUUUGGAGCAGCGGUACCCAAGUGUGGCUGAGAAGGAAUGAUGUGCCCUAACUGGGUUUACAGGGAAGCCUGAGGACCCUUUUAGCAGAAGGCAGGAGCUUUCUAAUCCCUGCAAGGCAGUAGGGGAGACCUGCGGGAACCAGAGGAAUUCUCCAGAAAUGCCGCAGGCUUGAAUAUGUCUUCCUCUCCUGGGGCCGGAGGGGGAGGGGGGACGUAAGACUUGUUUCUCCAUUUACCGUUUAUCUUGAACUUUGUACUUUAUGUGUGCUGCAUCCUGUGUUUGUAGACUUGUGACUGUGUAUAUACACACACAACACACACAAGUGUCGUCGCCUGGAGGCUUUCUCCCCGUCCCGCCCUGACAUCUCAGCACCCACCGUCCACGCGCUCCACCGGGUCGGGAGGUGACGGCGCUCGCCUCCGCGUCUGAAGCUAGGAGGCUCCUCCUCCGCCUUCUGGUCGCAGUCCCCACGUCUUCUUAGGAAGGGGACACAACCCGACUGGCCAGCCGGCCGCCCCGAUUCUCCCUCGGUGGGGACGCUUGCCCACACCGGCCGCCUCCGAGCGGCGGGGACGCGCGGGAACUGCCCUGGACGGCGCGAUGCAGUCGAGUGACCGUCAGGCGGAGGCCCCUGGCCGCGGCCCGCGGGUGCUGGUGGUGGGCGGUGGCAUCGCGGGGCUGGGUGCGGCGCAGAGGCUCUGCUGCCACCCGGCCUUUCCGCACCUGCGGGUUCUGGAGGCCACGGCCCGCGCCGGUGGCCGCAUCCGCUCGGAGCGCAGCUUCGGUGGUGUGGUGGAGGUGGGCGCUCACUGGAUCCAUGGGCCCUCGCAGGGCAACCCCGUCUUCCAGCUGGCUGCCAAGUACGGGCUUCUGGGGGAGAAGGCAUUGUCGGAGGAGAACCAGCUGAUCGAGACUGGGGGUCACGUGGGCCUGCCCUCUGUGUCCUAUGCCAGCUCCGGGGGAAGUGUGAGCCCUGAGCUGGUGGCGGAGAUGGCCAGACUGUUCUACAGUCUCAUAGACCAGACCAGGGAGUUCCUGCAUGCGGCUGAGACCCCCGCCCCCAGUGUCGGGGAGUACCUCAAGAAGGAGAUCCGCCAGCACAUGGCCGGCUGGACAGAGGAGGAGGAGACCAAGAGGCUCAAGCUGGCCAUCCUGAACAACUUGUUCAACGUGGAGUGCUGUGUGAGCGGUACCCACAGCAUGGACCUGGUGGCCCUCGCACCUUUCGGGGAGUACACUGUGCUGCCAGGGUUGGACUGCACCUUUCCUGGAGGCUACCAAGGACUCACAGACCGCAUCAUGGCCUCCCUGCCCAAGGACGUGAUGGUUUUUAACAAGCCAGUGAAGACCAUUCACUGGGAUGGGUGCUUCGAGGAAGCUUCUGCUCCUGGGGAGACGUUUCCGGUGCUGGUGGAAUGUGAGGAUGGAGGCUGCUUCCCAGCGCAUCACGUGGUCGUCACCGUGCCGUUAGGUUUUCUUAAAGAACGUCUGGACACCUUCUUUGAGCCACCGCUGCCCACCGAGAAGGCGGAAGCGAUCAGGAAAAUAGGCUUUGGGACCAACAAUAAAAUCUUCCUGGAGUUUGAGGAGCCUUUCUGGCAGCCAGACUGCCAGCACAUCCAGGUGGUGUGGAGGGACACGUCGCCCCUGGAGGACGCCGCCCCCAAGUUGCAGGAUGCCUGGUUCAAGAAGCUUGUUGGCUUUUGGGUCCUGCCUUCCUUUGGGGCCAGCCAGGUGCUCUGCGGCUUCAUCGCAGGGCUCGAGUCUGAGUUCAUGGAGACGCUAUCGGACGAGGACGUGCUCCUGUCUCUGACACAGGUGCUCCGCAGGGUGACAGGGAAUCCCCGGCUCCCCGCGCCCAGGAGUGUGCUGAGGUCCCGCUGGCACAGUGCCCCAUACACCCGGGGCUCCUACAGCUAUGUGGCUGUGGGCAGCUCCGGGGACGACCUGGACCUGCUAGCCCAGCCUCUCCCUGCGGACGGCAGGGGUGCCCAGCUCCAGGUCCUGUUUGCAGGGGAAGCCACACACCGGACGUUUUACUCCACCACGCACGGAGCUCUGCUGUCCGGCUGGAGGGAGGCUGACCGGCUCAUCGCUCUGUGGGAUUCGCAGGCACAGCGGCCUGAGCCCGGCUCUGAGCUCGGCUCUGCUCCCCCAGUUCCCGGGUCCCGGGGAGGCUGGCCCCACCCUUUCCUUUGAUGGACAAGGUUCAGUCGGGCUUGGGAUUUGGGAUGUUAAUGUCACUGGGGUCAGCUCCCUCCUUUCCCACGUCGCUGGAGUCCGGCCAGGGCUGAACUUGAGCUGAGUGCGAAGUCUUCCUGGAGAAGGGAGGGGUGGGAUGCUGCUGCUGAUGCGGUUGGAAGAACAUAAACUGUGUAAAAGUGUC